Hippoglossus stenolepis (Pacific halibut) is the source of this 1250-nucleotide messenger RNA. RefSeq names its product MFNG O-fucosylpeptide 3-beta-N-acetylglucosaminyltransferase (gene mfng). Lineage: Eukaryota; Metazoa; Chordata; Actinopteri; Pleuronectiformes; Pleuronectidae. Gene Ontology annotation, biological process: regulation of Notch signaling pathway. The record is from RefSeq and is a predicted model, not a curated record. Gene Ontology annotation, cellular component: membrane. Gene Ontology annotation, molecular function: O-fucosylpeptide 3-beta-N-acetylglucosaminyltransferase activity. Bases 1 to 705 code for a protein of 234 amino acids. The transcript is spliced from 8 exons.
AUGACUCUUGAAACGUUCAUUUUCACAGACGCGGAGGACGAGGACACGAGUUCAGAGGGUUAUAACGUGGUGGUGACCGACUGUCAGUCCGAUCACAGCCAGCAGGCUCUGUCCUGUAAGAUGUCCGCUGAGUACGACGGCUUCAUGUCCUCCGACAAGAGGUGGUUUUGUCAUGUGGACGAUGAUAACUAUUUGAACCCGGAGGCCCUCCUCUCCCUGCUCUCAUCCUUCCCCCAGGAGGGCGACAUCUAUGUGGGCAAACCGAGCCUGGACAAGCCCAUCACUGCUCACGAACUUCUGGAGGGCAACGCAACGAGGGAGGUUCGAUUCUGGUUCGCCACGGGAGGAGCUGGUUUCUGUCUGAGUCGAAGACUGGCAGAGAAGAUGGCUCCAUGGGCCAGUGGCUCCCGGUUCGAGCAGACGUCAGCGACCAUCCGUCUCCCCGAUGACUGCACGGUGGGUUUCAUCGUGGAGAAGAGACUCGGCAUCUCCAUGGUUCACUGUCCUUUAUUCCACUCGCACCUGGAAAACCUGCUGCUCGUCAACCAGAGAAGUAUCGCACACCAGGUGACACUGAGCUACGGGAUGUUUGAGAACAAGAUGAACAGCAUCGAGGUGAAAGGAAGCUUCACUAAGGAGGACGACCCCUCCAGGUUUAAGACGGUCCACUGCCUGUUGUAUCCGUUCACCAGCUGGUGUCCCUGAGAUCCACAUAAAAGACUCUCCAAAGCACAUGGGACAAACGGCUGCCGGCCCCUCGUGGACGAGGAGCUCUUGAAUUGUGAAUACUGCUGGAUUCAAUGUGAUGGGACAGUGUUAGAUGCAGAUAAAAGAGCAAGAGAAGCAGAGUCUGGAUGAAGACUUGGACGCCCACUCUUCGUCCCUGUGUCUACAUCCAUACUACUACGUAUUCAUUUUGAAACAAAACUAUUUUUAUAGAUGGAUUAAUCUGCGCACAGAAAAAUAAAGCAAACGAGGGAUCAACAAUAAUGCAAACUGAGACGGGAGCUCACGUUGUUUCCAGACGUCUCCCUCGCACUUUUCAAACUAAAACAGGUUCAUGCAGCAGCGUUUCCUAACUUCUCCAUUUUGUAUUUGUUUGUUUGAACUGAAGCACUUAAGUUUUAAACUGUGUCCGCAAAGUUAUGAGGUUAUUUUGUUGAGAAAUGGACGAAAUGAGAUUGUACUUGAUUUCAAAUUUCACACAAUUUCCUGUGCACUUUAAUGAAAUUAAAGUUUAUUCUAUCUUC